Molecule: messenger RNA, 2076 nt
Organism: Vicia villosa (hairy vetch)
Lineage: Eukaryota; Viridiplantae; Streptophyta; Magnoliopsida; Fabales; Fabaceae
Product: cation/H(+) antiporter 4-like
Exons: 2
Coding region: 1-2076 (691 amino acids)
Biological process (GO): regulation of pH; proton transmembrane transport
Cellular component (GO): endomembrane system; membrane
Molecular function (GO): antiporter activity
Source: RefSeq, a predicted model, not a curated record
AUGGUGCCAGUAUUUGAGGACUACAAGAAAAUAUUGUUUCCUUAUGGAAGUCAAGAUACACUUGCAACAAUAGCAGCACUUGGUUAUGUGUUAUUCUUAUUCGAAACCGGUGUAAAAAUGGAUUUCAACAUGAUUUUAAAAACAGGAAGAAAAGGAUGGGCGAUUAUAGUUUUCGGGUUGAUAGCUCCUAUGGUAAUUGGUUUCUUUGUCCGUCAUUUAGCGGGUAAGAGUGAUCUUGAAAAUAUUACUCUUGAAGGAGAUAUAGUAAUGGUAGGACACAAUACAACAUCAUUUGUAGUGAUUGUUUCUCUUUUGAAUGACCUUAAACUUCUAAACUCCGAACUUGGAAGAUUAGCAUUAUCUGCUGCUUUGGUUGGUGACAUAUUCAGUAACGUUUUUGUAACUUUUUCAUCUAUUAUGAUUAAUACCAAUCACCAUAUUCCAAUUGGUAUAAGGUUUGGAUCUUUAGUUGGCAUUGUUAUCUUCAUUUUGUUUAUCUAUCGUCCUACCAUGUUUUGGAUUGUUGAACAUACAUCUGAAGGGAAAGAAGUUAAGGACAUUUACAUCAACAUUGUUAUUGGGACUCUUUUUGUUUUGUGUUGGAUUUCGGGACAACUAGAAAGAGGUCCUAUUUUUUUACCUUUUAUUUUCGGAUUGGCUACGCCUGCAGGACCUCUCUUGGGAUCUACAUUGAUUAAAAGGGUUCAUUUAUUGGGCAUAAAAUUGUUUUUGCCAAUUUUCAUGACUACUAGUACAAUGAAGAUGGAAUAUGGCUUCUGGAAUUUAACAAAAUCUCCCACGUUUGAUAUUGUUAUGUUUGUUUUCUUUAGUGGUUACUUUGUCAAAAUGGUAACAUGUUAUUUAGUCUCAAUCUUUUACAAAAUGCCUUUAAAAGAUGGUAUCUCUCUUGCCCUACUUUUGAACUGCAAAGGUGUUGUGGAAGUAACCAUGUACUCUACUGCAUUGGACAGAAAUGAUAUUAGCCCGAAAACAUAUGGUGUGGUUAUGAUAUUAAUCAUGAUUUCAAUUUGCAUGACUCACAUGUUGGUAAAAUGUUUGUAUGAUCCUUCAAGGAAAUAUGUUGGCUACCAAAAAAGAAACCUAUUUCAUAUGAAAUCCAACUCAGAACUAAAGAUACUAGUUUGCAUUCAUAAACAACACCAUGUAACUUUUAUCACCAGAUUUAUUGAUCUAUGUUACCCUAUAGUAGAAGAUCCUGUCACCGUAGACGCAUUGCAUUUAAUCGAAUUAGCUGGACGGUACUCGCCAAUUUUCAUUUCUCACAAGAAGAAGAAAGUUGUUGCUUUAAACUUGCAUGACUCUUAUUCUGAUAGUGUUAUUCUUAGUCUCAAACUAUAUGAACAUGACAAACAAGGUGCGGCAAUUGUAAACCCUUACACAGCAAUAUCUCCAGUUAACUUAAUGCAUGAAGAUAUUUGUCACCUAGCAUUGGACAAGGUUUCAUCACUUAUCAUCCUUCCUUUUCAUAGAAAAUGGUCAAGUGAUGGCAAAGUUGAAUACGAUGAUAUAAACAUAAGGACUAUAAAUUGUAAUGUAUUGGACAAAUCUCCAUGCUCAGUUGGAAUCUUAGUGAAUCGUGCCGUUUAUCCAACAGAUUCAUCGCUUCGAUUAGCCUUGGUGUUUUUGGGUGGAAAUGAUGAUAGAGAGGCUUUAUGUUUAGCGAAACGGGCGGCACGAGUCACUAGCAUUGAGCUUGUGAUAUACCACAUUGUAGACAAGAACAAAAGUGGAAAGGAAAAGGAAAAUUUGUCGACAAUGCUUGAUAUAGCAAUGUUAAAAGAUGUGCAGUUAGAACAGUCUAGAAUGGGAAAUGUAACAUUUAGAGGAAUAGAAGUGGAGGGUGGAUCACAAACACUUGAUGUUCUUCGUCAAAUGGUAGAUGAACAUGAUUUUAUUAUAGUUGGUAGAAGACAUGGAAUUGAUUCUCAUCAGACUUCUGGGCUUCAAGAUUGGAGUGAGUUUCCUGAGUUGGGUCCUGUUGGAGAUUAUUUGGCUUCCUCAGAUCUUGAUUGCAAGGCAUCAAUUUUAGUAGUGCAACAACAAAUAUGCCUAUAG